Colletotrichum navitas is the source of this 1207-nucleotide messenger RNA. RefSeq lists its product as uncharacterized. NCBI's taxonomy places the organism in Eukaryota, Fungi, Ascomycota, Sordariomycetes, Glomerellales, Glomerellaceae. The transcript has a single exon. The record is from RefSeq and is a predicted model, not a curated record. Bases 367 to 933 code for a protein of 188 amino acids.
CCCCUCCACCUGGUAGUGAUGCUGAAUGCUGACCGUAUAUCAGGCCCAAGAAGGACAAGUAUCCUUUUGGCUACCCUGGCGAUGAGUUUGGACCGAAUGCUGUGCCGCACCACGAAUGCUACAAGUGCAAGACGAUAUACCCUGGAGGCGCCGCUGACGGGACUCCCUGCAAGAAGUGUGGGCACGAGAAGUGCGGCAACUGUCCUCGUUUGAAACCACGCAAAGUCGAGCCGGAACCCGACCCAGAGAUCCUCAAAAGCAUACAGGCCAAGAUCGAGAGUUUGAAACUCAAGUAACUAACUCCAUGGCUGACACGGAGAUCCCUACACCGUUUGACAUUUUGAAUUCGACUGGAGGCGUACGGGCAUGGCGGGGUGGAUGAUGUCUGAGUUGAUUUAUGGCGACAAGCGAGUAUGCGACAUUUCAUAUUCAUCCUCGAACCCCCCCGGGGCGCACGUUUUCACCCGAUUUCUUGUCGAACAAGCAUCCAUCAUUCCUUUUUCUUUACUGCGACACUACGAAACCACACGACUACCCAUCAUCUGCAUCACAUCACACGUCUUCUAUUCGCUACGGCCACCAUUCCUCUGCUUCGCCAACGACCAGAGGAAUGACGAAGAACAUGAAGCUUUUACGCACUAUGCUAUCACGACCUAUCAUCACCUUGACCUCACCAAAAGAAUCAUUUCCUGUCGAAUACUGCCCCCCCGCCUACUGUACUGCAUAAUGCCCACCUGCAAUGAGAGAAAAAUACACAAGAAGGGGAGAGAGGAGUCGUCCCUGGACGCACCUGAAGUGGGAGGAGGGGUAUACCAGGCCAAAAUCUGCGGAAGAUGGGACGAGUUGGAGUUUGGCGGCCGGAGAAGAAAGAAAGCGAGGAGUUGGGCGAUAUUGUGUCAAAGACGGCGUUGUUUGCAUUGCAGUCAAGAGUAGUGUUGGUUAGGCAGACCCAGAACCGACAGCGUGGGUCCAAUCAGGGUAGCAGGUGACAGCUGUGCGGAAGGCAGAUUUUCUUCCCUUUCAUCUCAUCAUUCCCAUUACCUUCUUCCCAUCUCUCCGGAAUAUCAUCUAUACUACUCGCAAGUCUUGUACCCCAAGUAUAGGCUUUUGAAACUCAGAACUGCUUUGGACAGCCCCCUUUCCAUGGAACUGCUGCGGUGCCUCCCUGGAAUGUCCGUGAUGUAUCAUCGGCCGGAGAGCCGGGAAG